AUGGCUGCGGGGAAGCCGCCGGCUACGACCUCUCUCCGCCGCCCACCUCGUCGUCUGGGAUAUAAAAAACUGAGCUUCAUCGAGAGCGCCUGGCCAGUCGGAUCAAGGCCACAACUACGGAGAGCUCCGAGAGGGUCACAGAGCUCGUCAGCGCCGGAUGCACCCGGACCUGUCCCUGUGUCCCCGAAUGUUCACAUAUCCAAACCUCCUGGAUGGAUCCAAGACCACCGCGCGCCCAGCGAUCAAAGGGCCUUGGAGACAGCCUUGGUUAAACAUCUAGCCCUGCAGGGAUACGGGACGGACAACAUGGUGGCUCUGAUACCAUAUUUGGACUGUUGCAUCUAUUGCAUGACUCGAUUCGUCGGCAUUGCUGAGCGCCGGACUGACGAAUUUCGCCGCGUCCAAGGGCGACGACAUCUUCAUCGCUUCCUUGACCCGCAGCAGCUUCCAAGGGGACAUUGGCUUCAUGGCCGCUCAGGAGCGCUUCAAUGUCCUGAUCUCUCGAACGAGAACAGCCGCCGAUUGAGUACCCCCUCAACAAGGUGUUUCUGGGAAGUCCGGGAUCGGGAAAGACCACGGUUGCCAAGCUGUAUGAGCGCAAUCCUGGUCGAUCUGGGCAUUCUUACAAAAGGCAGAGUUGUUGUCAAAAACCCAUCAGACUUUGUCGGCGCAGCCCUUGGGCGGUCCGAAGAAAGGAGAAAGGGCAUCCUAGCCACGACGGCCGGCAAAGUUCUCGUCGUCGACGAAGCCUUCGAACUGUACGGCGGCAGCGCCCAAGGCCCUUUACAAUACCGCCGUCAGCGACACCAUCGCGGCCGAGAGAGUAUUCCGCUCAACACUCUCUUCGGGGGUCCCCCUGAAACCGGCAAGACCACGACGGCGAAAAAGGCGGGCAAGGUAUUUUACGACAUGGCAUUCGUCUUGACGGCCGACGUCAUCAAAUACUCCGCCACGGACCUGGUCGGUCAAUACGUCGGUCAGACUGGAGCCAAGGUGCUGCAGCUCCUCAAUAAGGCCCUGGGCUGGGUGCUGCUUAUUGACGAGGUCUAUGGCCUGGGUGAGGGUCAUUUUGCCAACUCAAGGCGGAAGAGCAAGACCAACCGGCAAGCCCCAACGCCGCUACAACAAUUAACUUUGACGACCUCAAUGCGUCGUCUGUACUACACGCGGAGCAGGACGCGGGCGGGAGGUCGAGUACCAGUCGCUGAAAAGGAGGCCGAGGAGGCGCGCGACGUGGACCGGAACGCCAUAGUCAACCAAUUGCUACAAGGUGAGGAUAGACAGAAGAAGGACUUGUCCGUCGAGGCGAAACUGGAAAGGUGGAAGGAUGCCGAUUGGAUUUUCUCAUGA
Molecule: messenger RNA, 1350 nt
Organism: Pyricularia oryzae 70-15
Lineage: Eukaryota; Fungi; Ascomycota; Sordariomycetes; Magnaporthales; Pyriculariaceae
Exons: 5
Coding region: 1-1350 (449 amino acids)
Molecular function (GO): ATP hydrolysis activity; ATP binding
Source: RefSeq, a predicted model, not a curated record